AUGGCUCUUGAGCCCAGGUCGCCGUCCAUGCACAACCGCUUGAUGGGAACCAGAAUCCCUCACCCUCCAUCCACCAAUUUUCAUGACGGUGAAGAGUUUCCCGCCCCGCCCGCGAAGCGACUCAAGGCUGCUGUAUCGACCGGCACCGCCAGUCCGAAGCGCGAGUCUCCCAAAAAGUCUACCCAGAAGAGGAGGAUCAAGGAUGAGAUUCCAGACUCGGAAGAAGAAGAGGGAGAAGAAAACGGCCUGGAGGGACGGGCAGACCCUAGCUCUGAUCCUCCACGGGCAACACAGUUGGAGGCUACUCUGCCACCGGUCAAGACGGAUGAAGAAGCCAUAGAGGCUUAUGAGGCUUACAAGGCAAGUGAAUACGCGCAUGACAACCAAGAUGGCCGAGAUGAAGACACGACAUUAUCGAGGCUUGAAUCACGCUCUUGGGUCAGAGGUCGUAGCUCUAUUUACGUGGACGCCUUCAACCUCGCUCUGGACACGGUCCUCGACGAGGAAGCGCAUCUCUUCAACGAAGCCGAGUUGAGUCUGUUUGGCAUAUGGAGGCAACUGAGCUACGAAGCGCAAUAUCUCUACGUGCGGCUGUUCCUUCGCAAGACCAGUAAAUGGUUCCGAGUCAAAGACCUUCAGUAUUACAGUGAUGUCGCAGACAUGGAGGCAGCCGUCGCGGAGUUGCAGAAGGAAAGACUUCUACCUGCCGUAGACGAAGCGCCUGGUGUCCACCCGGGGGAAUUGGAACCUCCCGAAGGCACGGUUUUGGGUGAGACAUUUACUUUUGCAGAAUGUUCGUCGGAACACAUCAAAACACUCGACGAGGCCAGCAGUCUCUUACUUUUAGACGAAUUGAAGACGCUCGCUAAACAGGCAAAAGUCCAAGGCAAGAACAAACGAGAACUGUUGCAGAAUUUCCGGCGCACCAGCGGCAGGCAAGCUGGUCUGGGUUUCAAAGAACUAAGACGUACGGAGACGCAGGAGUCGGGGAGUGCCAUGUCUGAGGACAAUCAGUCGAUCUAUGAUGAAGACGGAGAGGAGAGCAGUGGGCCUGGCACCCCGAACGCUUCGAGCGCCAAUCGAGACGCUCACUUUACGAAGAAAAUACUUGAUCGGACAGGACGUUGCAUCCGACUCUCUCUGACCCCGUUGAAGCUUUUCGAACGUGUCCAUCUUGUCUUCUACCGUAGCACGGAAUGGACGGAGAAAAGCCUGACGACCUUGAUCCUGGCGAAGAUAUCCCGCCGCAAUUUCCCAGAGUACAUCGUUAGCCGGUCGACCACCAUUUUCGAGUCCCGUGCUCUCCUCCUCGAAUUCGAAGCCAGUCUGCGCACACAGUUCCGGAUAGACAACAUACUUGAAUUCAACGGGACGCCGGGCCGGAAAGCUCUGGAGGAAGUAAAAGAGAUCUUUGAGGCGGUGUAUCCGCGGUGGAAAGCCCUGCUGGCAGAAGAACAGAGGAAGGAAGACCGCGUCUAUGAGAGUGGAGAGGGUGCUUAUCUACGUCGCUUCAGCCCAGCUUGGGUUUACACGCGUAUUGUGCAUAAGGCCCUUCACCCUCUUGCCCGGUUCAAGGAGCAUCUUCGUGAGCACGGACUAUUGAACGAGCUAUUGGACCAACGGCUCUUCCACGCGGCCAGAAGAGGUGCAUGGUACCAACGCAAAGCACUGUUGGAGGAACACUACAUGCAUGCUCUCACGGCCGAUGAAGGCCGAUCUUUCGAGGCAAAUAAGAAGCACUGGAAGCGCAUCGCAUUGAAGACCUGUGAGCUGGGCCUUCAAGAUAAAGAAUGCCAUGUCAUCUAUCACUAUGACCUGCAGAAGCGGGUCAAGAAGUUGGAAAAGCAGUUACGAGUGCCACUUCGGGAACAGCACGACUUCGGACAUGUGAAGCUUGGGAAAGCUGUGGAGAGAGAUGUCGUGGGUAUCAAAAUUGAGCAAGGCCGCGAGGAUACACCGUCACGAAAUCUCACGUUUAGUCGAAAGAAUAGCGCCAACACGGUUAUGGACGGCGAUCCAGCGGCGAGCAAUAACACCAAGCGCCCUUCUCUCCCCAACCAACCCAGUAAUCCAAUGCUUGGAAGCAAGACAGUCUGGCUUGACCAUCUGGACACCGACCUCCCCGUCUCCGUCGAAUCUAUGUGCCUCUCCCACUAUCGUCACGUAUUGGGUUACAAAGGCUACCACUCAGAGGGCGGGAUCCUGCGAACGAUCUUCGGCCUUUUGUUCUACGACAUCCUCUUCUUCAAUCCGUACAUCCCCAACGUCUUCCAGACGGCCUAUCAGACCUGUCCGCUCGAUUUGCACACGGACAGUUUCUUUUCGGCCCGCAUGCCGGAAAUUCUGGCGCGGAUCAAUCAGAUCUCGAACGGCGAGGCUGUAGAGAUUGUCCAGAGGGUGUGGGCACAAGAGCACGAGAGACGGACGUGCAUCGUCGGAGUGAGGUGGGACGAGUUUGAAAAGGACGAUCUCUUGGAGCUGGUGGGCUGCUGGGAGGGCCAGGCGUUGGGCACGGUCAUGCUGGUCAUGGCGCAGGAGUAUCAGAGCCGGGGCGGCGGCGUGCCGGAUCUGGUGCUGUGGAAGGUUCGUGGCCAGGCUGAUCAGGACCAGAGUGGCGAUAACGGUGACGACGACGACGACGACGACGGUGACCAUGCUCAAGUUCAGAGUGAUGGACCCCGACACCAAGCCAAGGGCGAAAUCCUCUUCGCCGAAGUCAAGUCCGCGAACGACCGCCUGAGCGACACGCAGAGGCUUUGGAUCAGUGUCCUCCUCUCCGCGGGCGUCAAGGUCGAGCUGUGCCACGCGGUGGCCGGCGAGACCAGGUCCGAGUGA
Messenger RNA from Cladophialophora immunda, 2835 nucleotides. RefSeq lists its product as uncharacterized. Gene Ontology annotation, biological process: interstrand cross-link repair. The coding region runs from base 1 to 2835 and encodes 944 amino acids. Gene Ontology annotation, cellular component: nucleus. Gene Ontology annotation, molecular function: flap-structured DNA binding; 5'-flap endonuclease activity; 5'-3' exonuclease activity. NCBI's taxonomy places the organism in Eukaryota, Fungi, Ascomycota, Eurotiomycetes, Chaetothyriales, Herpotrichiellaceae. The record is from RefSeq and is a predicted model, not a curated record. The transcript has a single exon.